Molecule: messenger RNA, 1653 nt
Organism: Brassica rapa (field mustard)
Lineage: Eukaryota; Viridiplantae; Streptophyta; Magnoliopsida; Brassicales; Brassicaceae
Product: ubiquitin-like-specific protease 1A
Biological process (GO): proteolysis; protein desumoylation
Cellular component (GO): nucleus
Molecular function (GO): deSUMOylase activity
Source: RefSeq, a predicted model, not a curated record
AAAACCAUAACGAACACUUGGGAAAAUUGCUUGCUCCCGAGUUUGGGGAUUUUUGAGACCUUUUCAAUUCUCGAGGAUCGAAUUGGUUCACUUCACACGAAUGAACGGCGUGACUGUGAGCAGUUACCCAUCAUCUUCUUCUCACAGUCGUCUAAGGAGAUGGCUCCACCAGGAAACCACCACCGUUAUCCAGAACUGAAAUCUCCUCUGCGGAGACAAGUCCACGCUCCUUCUCCUGUCCGAAAGUUCGGUUUCUCUGCUUUCACAAGACAGAAUCGUAACGCUGUAGGACAAGUUUCUGGUAACGCUUUACUCAAUGGGAACUGUAACAGCUUAGAAAGGAACACACUUGAUUUGCGUUUGCAAUGUAGAAUGGAUAGAGAAGUGAUUGAUGUUGAUGACGACGAGGAGGAGGUUGAUUACGUGGAGGUGAUAUCCGAUGAUGACGAGGUUGAGAACGUUGUGGCUAUGGAAGAAGAGAGUGAAAAGGAAGUGUCUUUAGAUGGUUUCAGUGUGGAAAAUGGGAGCUUGAUGGUGGUGGAUGAUGAUGAUGAUCCUCAAGCUGAUAAGAAAAGUUUGAAUCGCCCUGUGACUGAUGUUUGUAGCUUUGAAGCGUAUAGAAAGGCUCUCAAGAGCGCUGAGAACCGGACUUCUAAACUGAAAGCCAGAGGCUUUGGUGAUUUUUUGAGAGAAAGGGGUCGUGGUUUGUUGCGAAGCUUGCGUUCCUUUUUCAUACCAGAGCAAGAACCAGUAGAGGAUGGACGGAGUGAACCAUUUGAACCACUUUCCAAAGAAGAGUUGACAGCAGUCAAGGAUGCAUUCUCAGCUAAUGUUCACAACAUCUUGGUUUCACAUGAGAAUUCAAAUAUUGACAUUACUGUGGAGAAACUGAGGUGUCUUAAACCAGGUCAAUGGCUGAACGAUGAGGUGAUUAAUCUGUAUCUGGUAUUGCUGAAAGAAAGGGAAGCUAGAGAGCCAAAGAAGUUUAUCAAAUGUCAUUUUUUCAAUACAUUUUUCUUCACCAAGUUAGUUAAUUCGGGGACUGGAUACAACUACAAUGCAGUCAGAAGAUGGACUUCAAUGAAGAAGUUGGGUUACCAUCUUAUAGAUUGUGACAAGAUAUUUAUCCCUAUACAUAUGAACAUUCACUGGACUUUGGCUGUUAUUAAUAUAAAGGAACGAAAAUUCCAGUAUCUUGAUUCGUACAAAGGAAGAGAGCCUAGAAUCCUCGAUGCGCUGGCUAGAUACUUUGCCGAUGAAGUUAAGGAUAAGAAUCAAGUAGAUGUUGAUGUAAGUCAAUGGAGACAAGAGUUUGUGCAGGACCUUCCUGAGCAGAGUAAUGGAUUUGAUUGUGGAAUGUUUAUGCUGAAGUACAUGGACUUCUACAGCAGAGGUCUGGAUCUUUGUUUCACUGAGGAACAUAUGGCAUACUUCCGGGUUAGGACAGCGAAGGAGAUUCUGCAACUGAGAGCUGAGUGAUUUUUUUUUUUGAAAAGAGAAUAGUUUUGAAAGGUUUUUCAUGUAGAUAGUGUUGGAGAGAGUUACUAAGUUAGUUGUGUUCUUAAAUAUUUUGGUGUACAUACAGAAAAGGAUAACAAUGUGGUUGUGUUAUGACUGUUAUCUCUGUUGGUAGUGAAAAUUUGAAUGAUUUUU